Messenger RNA from Eremomyces bilateralis CBS 781.70, 486 nucleotides. RefSeq lists its product as uncharacterized. The transcript has a single exon. The record is from RefSeq and is a predicted model, not a curated record. Lineage: Eukaryota; Fungi; Ascomycota; Dothideomycetes; Eremomycetales; Eremomycetaceae. Bases 106 to 459 code for a protein of 117 amino acids.
CCGGUAUGUCCGACUGUAAACAAAAAACGCGUCGAUCUAAGAUGCGACAAUUGCGAUGGUUCCGCGUCGCACAGAUGCGAAUGGGGAAGAGAGACGGCCGUUGACAUGCCACACAGAAAUCUCCGCUCCGCUCCGCUGCCGCCUCCGCUCGCCCGCUCCAUCGCCGAUCUGCUGCUCAUCGGUUGCUGUUCCCUCCCGCCUCCACUCCCCAGCUUGGUUUCACCACCACAUCCCCGAACGACUUCACCAUCAUCGCGCUUCUCUUUCGCAAUAACUUCGUCGCGUAACGAUUCCAUACGAAUUCUCCUAUCGCACGUUCUCAACGUUCAAUCGAAUCCCAGCAAUCCACACCAACCGCGAUUCCUCAGCAUCGAAUUCAGCUCGCCAUCCCCCGACCGCUGCUGUAACCCAUCGGACGAGCUACAAACACGUCGGACAGAACUGCAGUCAGCCAUUUGAGUCAAGGCGCAAUGGACCCUGCAAGCA